AUGGAGAUUUAUCUUAGUGGUCACCCUAAAUUCUGUUUAACGGGGUUCUAUGGGGAGCCAAACCGUAGCCUGAGAGAAAAUUCUUGGAGGAAGCUUAGGCAGCUUGCGAGUGCUUCUUCGUUACCUUGGUGUUUGGUGGGAGAUCUAAAUAAUGUUAUGUCUAAUAAAGAUAAGAGGGGUGGGAGACCGUAUCCUUCUUGGUUAAUUAACGGUUUUCAGGAGGCGAUUUCAGAUUGUAAUUUGAUUGAUAUGGACCUAGUUGGUCAUCAGUUUACUUGGGAGCGAGGUCGUGGGACAAAUAAUUGGGUGGAGCUAUAUAAUCUUGGUCCUUCUGCUUCAGAUCAUGCCCCGUUAUGGUUGAAUCUGGAUCUAAGAAAGCGAACAACUUUUACAUACCGUUUUCGUUUUGAAAACGCUUGGACUAGAGAUCCUCUUUGUAGGCAGAUAGUGCAGGACAGUACUUCUUUGGCGGAAUGGGGUCGUAACAUUAUUGGAAGAUUCAAACAUCGAAUAGCUCGGUUGAAAACUAUCUUGCAGUGGACACAAGGGAGGCGUGAUAGGUACUCACUUCAGAAAUAUAAGGAGACUCAGGCUUUAUUGUUCGAGGUUCUUUCUCAACAUGAGGUCUUUUGGCGUCAAAGAUCUAAACAGUUAUGGCUUCAGGUUGGUGACCUCAACACUACAUUCUUUCAUGCUUCGGCAAAUAAAAGGAGAAGGAGGAAUCAGAUAGUUGCACUUAAGGAUGAUGAGGGUGUGUUACGAGAUUGGGAUAACGGAUUGGGCACGGUUAUGGUAGAUUAUUUCAAGCAUCUUUUUUCAGCAUCUAGCACAGACUGGCAUAGUGUGACGGAGUGUAUAUCGGCAUCAAUUUCAGAGGAUGUGAAUAUGGAUCUAGUGAGGCCCAUUGAAUCUGAAGAAGUAAGGCAGGCCUUGUUUCAGAUGCACCCAGAUAAAUCGCCGGGGCCGGAUGGUUUCUCGCCAGGUUUCUACCAAAAGUUUUGGGAUAUUGUGGGUGAGGACAUUAUUAGCAUGGUUCAAGAAUUUUUCACUACUAGUACCUUUUUGAAUCAUCUUUUAGAAACCAAUAUUGUUUUGAUUCCUAAGAAGUCAGACCCGGAGUCGAUGGGAGAUUUAAGACCGAUUGCUCUUUGUAAUGUGGUCUAUAAAGUGGUUUCGAAGGUGAUGACGAAUAGAAUGAAGUCAGUGCUUAAGAUGGUGAUUUCAGAAACUCAGAGUGCCUUUGUGCCAGGGAGAUUGAUCACCGACAAUAUUAUGGUGGCUUUUGAGGUAAUGCACUAUCUUAAGAGAAAAGGGUCGGGGAAGGAUGGGUUUAUGGCUUUAAAGCUCGAUAUGAGUAAAGCUUACGACACGAUUGAAUGGGGGUUCCUUGAAGCUAUGAUGAAAAAGAUGGGCUUUGGGGAUCAUUGGGUGUCGUUGGUCAUGAAAUGUGUUAGCUCGGUCUCAUAUAAGAUUGCUAUUGAGGGUCAGGAGUUGGGGCCUAUUGUCCCAACUAGAGGGUUGAGACAAGGAGACCCGCUUUCACCGUAUCUUUUUAUUUUUUGUGCAGAAGGCUUUUUUGCGUUGAUUUCUAAAUUUGUUGGCGAAGGUAGGCUCACAGGGUGUAAGGUGGCAAGAGCAGCUCCUGUGAUAUCGCAUAUGUUGUUCGCUGAUGACAGCUAUUUGUUCUGUAAAGCAUCAAUGGAGGAGGCAGUUCAUGUGAAAGAAUUACUCCACUCUUAUCAGGUGGCCUCAGGACAACAAAUUAACUUAGCCAAAUCAUCGGUGUUUUUUAGCACGAAUACCAGGAUUGAGACGCGCCAAGACAUUUGUACAGAGCUCCAUAUUCCUGAGGCAGGCCCAUAUAGCAUGUAUUUGGGGCUGCCAAAUACUCUGGGAAGGAAUAAAUCUGUGUUGUUGGGCUAUAUUAAGGACAAAAUGAGGAAAAGAAUUGAGCAGUGGGAGGGGCGCUUAUUAUCCAAGGCUGGGAAGGAGGUUUUGAUUAAAACUGUUGCUCAAGCGUUGCCCUCUUAUGCCAUGAAUGUUUUCUUGCUCCCUCUAGGCUUAUGUAAAGAGAUGGAGAUGCUUAUGAGUCGGUACUGGUGGCGUUCUUCCUCAAGCAAUGGUAGAGGAAUUCACUGGCGGAAAUGGGAUUCAUUAACAGUGCACAAGGUUAAGGGAGGUAUGGGUUUUAGAGAUCUUCAUGAUUUUAAUAGAUCUCUCUUAUGUAAACAGGGAUGGCGUUUACUCACUAAUCCAAAUUCGUUAGUGAGUCGCACUUUCAAAGCUCGUUAUUACCGAAAUGGGAAUUACUUAAGUGCUGAACUUGGGUCUAAUCCAAGUUAUAUUUGGAGGAGUAUAUGGGAAGUGAAGGAUUUAGUUACUUCGGUACACCCUGCUUUGAUUGGAGCAAAAGUCUCUUCUUUGCUGCUUGUGGAUAGCCGCGAAUGGGAUGUGGAUUUGCUUAAGGACCUGUUCAAUGACCGAGAUUUGAGAUGCAUUCUUAGCAUUCCUUUAAGCAAUAAUCGUCCUAUGGAUAGCUGGUUUUGGUCCUUGGAGCCUUUUGGGUUUUUCACUGUAAAAAGUUGCUACAAGUUCUUACAGGUGCUCAAAAAUGGUGAAGCUACAGAUCUGGAAAUGACGUUUUGGAAGGGCUUGUGGAAGGUUAGGGUUCCCCCUAAGGUGAAGGAUCUUGUUUGGAGGGCUUCUACGGGUUGUUUACCCACCAAUUCGCAACUUCAUUCAAGAUACGUGGGUGUCGAUCCUUUGUGCCCUUUAUGCCAAUCUGACAGGGAGACUAUCACGCAUGCCUUGGUGGGUUGUAGUCGGGUCUGGCAGUGCUGGGUAAGUCUGGGAUUUCGGCUGGUGCGUCCUGCCUCUGAAACUUUUACAUCUUGGUUGAAGAUUAGUGUAGCUGGGUUAAAUGAUGAUCAGAGAGCUCAAGCAUUUAUGCUCUGUUGGGCGGUUUGGAGAAGGAGGAAUGAUUAUGUGUGGCGAAAUCGAAGAGGCACAAAUCAUGGUGUGUUUCUCACGGCUGAUUCGUCCUUGCUAGCCUGGGUUCAAGCCCAAGAUCGUGAAAUUGCACCUCUGCCCAACUUUUUAUCUCCUGCUGACGGCCGAUUGUCGUGGGUCAAACCACCUCUUGGUGCGCUAAAGAUUAACGUAGAUGCAGCAAUCUUCUCUGCGGCGGCCACUUAUAGUUUUGCAGGCAUUGUUCGUGAUCAUGAGGGAGCUUUUGUGGAGGCCUUCUCUGUGUGCCGCGCUGGGGUUGUUUCUCCGGAAUUGGGUGAGGCGUUGGGUGUACGGGAGGCUUUGAGUUGGAUAAAGAAAAGGUCUUGGCAGCAAGUGGAGAUCGAAACUGACAGCUUGCUGGUUGUUCAAGCGUUAAGGAGUUCUACUUCGAUGGCCUCUUACUUUGGGGUCGUUACAGAUGAAUGCAAAGCCCUUUGGAAGGAAUUGGUUUCUGUUUCAAUUUAUUUUGUUAAGCGUUCUACAAAUGAAGCUGCCCAUGCUUUGGCAAAAGCUUCUUCUACAUUGGCGGCUGAGCGUAUGUUAUCGAAGGAGAAUAUCUCCUCUAUUGUGUUGGAUGUAUUAUUGAAAGAUUGUUGCUAA
Molecule: messenger RNA, 3609 nt
Organism: Humulus lupulus (European hop)
Lineage: Eukaryota; Viridiplantae; Streptophyta; Magnoliopsida; Rosales; Cannabaceae
Exons: 4
Coding region: 1-3609 (1202 amino acids)
Molecular function (GO): nucleic acid binding; RNA-DNA hybrid ribonuclease activity
Source: RefSeq, a predicted model, not a curated record